Nothoprocta perdicaria is the source of this 2521-nucleotide messenger RNA. RefSeq names its product glypican 3 (gene GPC3). Gene Ontology annotation, biological process: positive regulation of canonical Wnt signaling pathway; cell migration; regulation of protein localization to membrane. The coding region runs from base 16 to 1536 and encodes 506 amino acids. The record is from RefSeq and is a predicted model, not a curated record. Lineage: Eukaryota; Metazoa; Chordata; Aves; Tinamiformes; Tinamidae. The transcript has 7 exons. Gene Ontology annotation, cellular component: cell surface; plasma membrane; extracellular region.
UGCUGCUCGCGGAAGAUGGAGGAGAAGUACCAGGCGGCAGCGCGCCUCGACCUGGAGCAGCUCCUGCAGGCGGCCAGCGCGGAGCUCAAAUUCCUCGUCAUUCAGAACGCCGCCCUCUUCCAAGAAGCCUUUGAAAUYGUGGUACGGCACGCAAGAAACUUCACCAACACCAUGUUUAGGAACCACUACCAGAGUAUGGGACCCAGAGCUCUCAAGUUUGUUGGCGAGCUUUUCACUGAUAUCUCGCUGUACAUCUUGGGCUCGGACAUCAGCGUAAAUGACAUGAUAAAYGAGUUUUUUGACAGCUUAUUCCCUCUGGUCUACUCUCACUUGAUCAAUCCCGGCCUCUCCGAGCCUUCCACAGACACCACCGAAUGCCUGCGGGCAGCCAGGAGAGACCUCAAGGUCUUCGGCAACUACCCCAAGACGAUGAUGACRCAGGUGUCCAAGUCCCUGCAGGCCACGCGGGCCUUCCUGCAGGCCCUCAACCUGGGCAUCGAGGUGAUCAACACCACGGAGCACCUCAAGUUCAGCAAGGAGUGCGGCCGGGCGCUGCUCCGGCUCUGGUACUGCUCGCACUGCCGCGGGCUGCUCCUGGCCAGGCCUUGCGGCGGCUACUGCGGCGCCGUGGUGGGCGGCUGCCUCGCGGCCCUCCUGGAUGUCGAUGGCCACUGGCGGGAGUACAUCGGCUCCCUGGAGGCGCUCGCCAAGGGCAUGCGCGGCGCCUACGACAUGGAGCGCGUCCUGCUCCGCCUCUUCUCCUUGGUGCGCGACGCCGUGGCGCACGUGCUGAAGGACGGAGGGAAGCUCUCGGCAACCAUCAGCCGCCUGUGUGGCCACGCUCAGCAGAGGCGACAUCGCUCAGCUAAUUACCCUGAAGAGCUGCCUGAUUAUGAGAAGGUCCCCAGGGUGGCUCGCAGUGAGCGAGAAGAAACUCUGUCCGGCCGCAGGAGGGAACUCAUCGCGAAGCUGAAGUCGCACAGCGGGUUUUACAGCAGCUUGCCCGAGUACAUCUGCAGCCACAGCUCCGCCGUGCAGAACGACAGCCGCUGCUGGGACGGACAGGAGAUSGUGGACAGAUACGGUCCCCAAAUCCCAAGGAACGGAGCCAAAGCCCAGCCUGGCACCCACGAGGUGAAGAUGAGAGGUGCCGAGCCAGUCAUCAGCCAGAUCAUUGACAAGCUGAAACACAUCAACCAGCUGCUCCAAGGGAUGGCUUUGCCGCGCCGAAAAGCUCCGGGCAAAAGCAAYGAGGAGGAUGAGGAGGAAGCGAGCGGCGACUGCGACGACGAAGACGACUGCGACGGGGCCUCGGCACACGGGGAGCUGCGAGUGCGGAACCAGCUGCGGUUCUUAGCAGAACUGGUGUAUGACCUGGACAGCGAUGAUGCAUCUGCAAACACGCAGCUCCUGAACCAGCAAAGCCACGACGGUGCCGUGGUCCCCAGCAGCGACGCGGGCAGCCUGACCCGUCACCCAGGCCCUGCCACCGCCGCUGCCCUGGCCCUGCUGCACGUGCUGGGUCACCGGCUGUGACCGGCACCCACGGCACACGUGCUCCUCCGUGAGCCUCUUUCCACGCCUCUUUUUUAACGAGGAAAAGGUUCGGAACCUCUCUUGAAAUAUAUGCACAUUUCCAAAGACAGGGCAAACGACUUGGGUUGUUUUUAUAAAAUAAUACGAUGUCCUCACAAAAAGCAAAAAAAAAAAGAAAAGGCGAUUGUUUGUGGUAAGCCAGUCAAUACAAUACAGUGCUUUUUAAAGAUAAUCCUGUUUAAUACGAGAAGGUUGAUGUUAAAUUGUAUUCCCAGCAGAUUUUUGAAGACUGAGGUCUCCAUCGCUGUUAAYAUGAAAUGCAUAUUUCAUUCCGAGCUGUUUGAACGUGCAUGGGAUAAAGAACACCUACGGUUUAUUAAACACUCUCAGCAAGUAUCAGGCCCCUGUUCCUAGUUGACUUAAUGCAGAUCCUGUCUGUAGCUCAAGUGUUUUUUGUACUUACUCCAAAUUCGAGGCUCACCCCUAGGAAUGUGGCCAGGCACAAACUGGGGAAGACGUGUGAAGACAGGAGAAAGACGUACAGCGAGAGAGGAGAUGCCGUGGAAGAGGUUGUGCCCCUGGCAGGGCUCACCAAGCGCCAGGUACCCGCAGYGCUGCCACAACCAUCCCUAUCCACCACCCAGAUCCUUUGGGCACCAGGUCGACCCUCCUGCCUCUCCAAGCACAUGGCCAAGGGAUCUUGUGCGCAGGACCCACGUACUCCAKUUCCCAGGAAGGCAGGAGAUAGGAGGACCCAGGGCAGAGGAUGGAGGACAAGGUCCCUUCUGCGUUCGAUACUGCUGGUGUUUGGGCAUCUUUCCUCUGUUUGGACCCAGCCUAGGAGCCAGAUGGCCGCAGAUUAAAGAAUGAACCAGUCAAAACUGCUGCAGCUGCUGCCGGAGCAGGUUGUUUUCGGACAAGCUGUCUUGGAUGCAUUGGCUCCAAGGAUGGACGCGGGAUGGACAGGACUCCAAAGAGCUGUGCU